AGAUGCAUGGCUGGCCUGGCCAAAGUAUAGUGAAUACAUAUUCUCGCUAAAUACGGGGUCAGGCCAUACCGUAUCACUGAACGCGACCCUGAAACCAAAGCAGCAAUAUCUUCAUACUCGCAACAUUAUCAAAAUAGAAUUCUCUAAUCAGAGAAUUUGAAAUUUUCUUUAUGACUAGUCGUAUUUUGUUGGACGUUGCGACUGUUUGAGAACCUGCACUCUUCCGCACGGGAAUAUUCUCGGCCCGGAACACACCGUUAUUCACUUGCAAACGCAAGACUCCAACCUUCCUUUCAUCCCUUCCUCUCUUUACAAUCUUUUCUAUCUCAUGCUUGCUCUUCUAGCAUUUCUCCAGUCGAUUUAAUUCUGCAACCUCGAUCAUGGACAUCGACAAAUCAAGAAAUAAACCCCUCUACAAGGACGACCACACCCCCGUUGACAUCGCCCCCAAUGGAGACGUUCUAUUCAUCGUUGGUCCUUUGAAGCGAAGAGUCCGUGUUUACUCGUUGAUCUUGAAGAACGCUUCGAAACCUUUCGCUACUCUCCUCGGUCCCCAGUUCAGCGAAGGCCAAGCACUGCUUGAACACAACCCUUCCGAGCCCGUACAUCUGUCAUUACCGGAAGACGACUUUGACGCCAUAGUCACAAUUUUCAGCAUCCUCCAUGGACGCAAUCGGAAUUUCAACAAGGAAUUGUCUUCGAAAGAGGUGCUGAAUGUGGCUAUUACCGCAGAUAAGUGGUGCUGUGUUGUCCCGCUUUGGUGGGCCGCCAAAGACUGGUUGAAGUGUGAUGGUAUCACAGAUAGCAAAGUGCUGUGGGCUUUGACGUUGACUGCAUACUUGCUCGACGAGGAGAAAAGCUGUGCAAUACAACUGCAGCCUUGGUUUUGCACCAUAAGGGGCAGGAAUCGUAUGACGAUCUUGAUGAAGCUCCUGGUGUUGAUGAUGAUAAGAUGGCACUUAUUCGAAAGUCACUCAGUCUUGAAAGGACUCGCAUCUGCCUAUCUCUGGUUACCGAGCUGACGGCACUGGUACCGUCCACGCUCUAUGACCCGCAUAACGGAUGUGGAUGGCUUAAGAUGCAAGCUUUGAAAUUCAUAUGUGGUCUACACGACACCCUGGGCGUUGACAGAAGAUCAAUAUGGGAAAGUACGCAAGCAAUCUUGGAGAUGAAGCAUGACGCUACUGCAUCCUACUCCGAUUUACGUCAUUGUGCACACCCUGCUGAGCAUCAAGAUCCGUACUUUCAUGACGCCAGACACAAAGUUGUCAAAGACUUGCUGCAGCCUGGAAAGUUCGAAGUUUCUCUGCGGUCCAUUCGCCGCAGUCCUCGGGAAAGCGGAACACCCUGCUGAGGAACAGAAACAAACUUUCAGUUUCUCAUCUCAUGAUG
Messenger RNA from Mollisia scopiformis, 1392 nucleotides. RefSeq lists its product as uncharacterized. The record is from RefSeq and is a predicted model, not a curated record. The transcript is spliced from 2 exons. Bases 381 to 1022 code for a protein of 213 amino acids. NCBI's taxonomy places the organism in Eukaryota, Fungi, Ascomycota, Leotiomycetes, Helotiales, Mollisiaceae.